Molecule: messenger RNA, 2685 nt
Organism: Pseudovirgaria hyperparasitica
Lineage: Eukaryota; Fungi; Ascomycota; Dothideomycetes; Acrospermales; Acrospermaceae
Product: TRP-domain-containing protein
Exons: 3
Coding region: 237-2417 (726 amino acids)
Biological process (GO): transmembrane transport; fungal-type cell wall biogenesis
Source: RefSeq, a predicted model, not a curated record
ACAACACCAGCUCUCUCGUUACUACAACAAGCACUCAUCCGUGCCUCUCCCAUCCCUCGCUGUGGGUUCACAACAACACAUACUAUUACUCUGCGACACUCGUUUUUCGCUCUGCCUACCUCCACUUCUCCACUGGUCUGGGGCUUCCAUCUCGUACUCCAAAACGGCUAUCCAGCCUACCUAAUACAUCCUCCAUCGUCUCGCUUCCCUUGUACACGACUUUCAUUGCGUCCACAAUGCGUCGCUCUCUGGCCUCAUCGCCUAUACCCUGGCUCCUCGCUCUCCUCUCCCUCUUCCCGUUCGCCACUCUCGCUGAACGACUCAUUCAGUCCAGUUCCUUGAACCUGUGCCAGGAAAACUCGCAGUUCUCGGCAACCCUCUUCAACGUCGCUUUUACUCCCGACAACAAGACCGUCACUGUCGACAUCGAGGGUGUCUCUUCCAUCUCGGGCAACGUCACGCUGAAGUUGGAUCUGAUCGUGUACGGUUACAAUGCGCUUCAAGAGACGAUUGACCCUUGCACCGAUGCCGAUGGCCAAUUGAUGGGUCUCUGUCCCAUGAACACUGGAACUCCCAACUUCCCCUUCAAUCUGCCAUUGUCUGAUGAUGUGAUUAGCAAGAUUCCUGGCAUCGCCUUUACCAUUCCUGAUCUAGAUGCCGUUGCGCGCGUACUGAUUCUCUCCAAGAACACCGGUGAACAGCUUGCCUGCGUCGAGGCCCCUCUCUCAAACGGACAAUCUGUCUACCAAAAGGCUGUCGGUUGGGUAACUGCCGUCAUCGCUGGCUUGGGUCUACUUGCCUCAGCCAUCACGAACGGGCUCGGUCACUCCAACACUGCCGCCCACGUUGCUGCCAACGCCAUGUCACUCUUCGGCUACUUCCAAGCGCAGGCUUUGAUCGGAAUGACGGCCGUUACCUUGCCUCCAAUUGUGCAAUCCUGGACCCAGAACUUCCAGUGGUCGAUGGGCAUCAUUCGCAUCGGCUUUCUCCAGAACAUGGCUACUUGGUACCAACGUGCAACUGGUGGAACUCCCAGCACCAUUCUGUCCAACCUGGCCAACGCUUCGGUCCAGAUCCAGAAGCGUUCUCUCGACGUCGUCUCCGGUCUUCUCACAAAGCGAGGUGUAUUCCCACGUACCAAUGCUGGAGCCACAAAUGCGCAGACCACCACCAACGUCAUCGUCUACGGUAUCAAGCGUGUCGGAUUCCGCUCAAAGAUUGAACCUACAAACAUCUUCCUGACCGGCUACGCCUUCUUCGUCAUCUUUGUGUUGCUAGUUAUUGCCUGCGUCGUUGCCUUCAAGUACAUUACCGAGGCACUCGUAAAGGCUGGCAAGAUGAAGAGCGACAAGUUCCAGGAGUUCCGCAACGGAUGGCUGACAGUUCUCAAGGGAAUCAUGUUCCGCAUCAUCUUGAUUGGUUUCCCUCAAAUGGUUGUGCUCUGCUUCUGGGAGCUGACGGUUCGCGAUUCUGCCGCCGAAGUCGUUCUUGCCAUCUUCACAAUCGUCACCAUGAUUGCCAUCCUGGGCUGGGCUGCCUUCAAGGUCAUCCGCAUCGCUCAACGCUCGAUUCAGAUGCACAAGAACCCUGCCUACAUUCUCUACUCUGAUCCUGUUUCGUUGAACAAGUGGGGCUUCCUCUACGUCCAAUUCAAGGCAACUGCCUACUACUUCAUCGUACCCGUUCUAGGCUAUCUCCUCGUCAAGGGAAUGUUUGUCGCCCUCGGUCAAGGAAGUGGAGCAGUCCAGGCUGUUGCCUUUAUUCUGAUCGAAGCCAUUCUGCUAGUCGGCGUUUGUAUCCUACGCCCGUACAUGGACAAGAAGACCAACAGCUUCAACAUUGCAAUUGCCGCCAUCCAAUUCCUGUCCUCGGUCUUUCUCCUCAUCUUCUCCGACGUAUUCAACCAACCAGGAAUAGUCACUGGUGUCGUUGGUGUCAUUUUCUUCGUCGUGAACGUCAUCUUCGCCUUUGUUCUCCUCAUCAUGGUCCUGGUCUCGUCCUGCUACGCUCUGUUCUCCAAGAACCCCGACACCCGCUACCAACCAAUGCGCGACGACCGUGGAUCCUUCAUCAAGUCGCAAACCCAGCUCAACACGGAACUUGAUGCCUUGGGUGCUACUGCUCGUGGUGAAGGCAAAGGUGCUUAUGGGAAGCCUCGUGCUGGUAUCGACGAUGACGAUGACUCAUACUCAUCAUCAUCCGCCGGUAUGCGCCAGAAGGAGGCUAACUCGGAUGUGUACAGCGCACCCGUGCAGCAGUCAGAUUCAUACUACCAAACUACUCACACAAAUACGAGUAGCCCCGCGCCAUAUCACAACGCCCCCUACGGACAAAAUCGAACGGGUAGCAUAAGGAGUGAACAGAGCCGAGGGCCAACGGCGAGCCCGUGGCAGCGCGGUGCAGGUUAUGAUCAUUGAUAGAAAGAAAGAACUAACGGCGAUACAGGACUGCGCGCGAGUCACCGUGCGAGUCACGAUCGCGUUUGGGGUGUAAUAAAAUCACGAUGCAGCAAAGGAGGGGAGGGGAGGACUUGUACAUGAAACGACCCAAAGCGCUCUAUGCGCAAAAGUGACGCAGCACAUAAUCUUAGUCCUUAUCAUCUUUACAUUUUGACAAAUAUACCGCCCGCUAUUGGGCGCUUUUGUCUUUGGGGGAGGGGCGCUACGAGGGCUGCUGGUUUAGGGA